GCGUCAACACUCUAUUUCUCUUCUUCUCCUUCUUCUCCCUCAUUUUGUUUCAAAGCGAACGCUUUCUUCUUCCUCUAUCUCUUUCGGGUUCGGAUUUUCAAGGAAGCGCAGAACUAUGCCACCGAUCAGGAACGAGAACAGUUCUGAGAAUACCCAGCUGAGAUUACUUAAGGUUGCGUUUUCCCAUUUCUUCCUUUGCUUUCUCUCUGGUCGGUUAUGCUUUUUUGGUUUCAAUUCAAUUCUUAUUGAGAAUCUUUGCAUGAAAUUUGCGUAGCAGGGUAUGAAAUUCUAUAUUGAGAUGAGGAGAAAGAGAGAGUAAUUCCACUAUAUAUAAUGUUUUACAUCUUAUAGUUAUGGUAAGUAUAAUAUACAGAUUGCGUUUAGAAUGGAAGCAUGUAAGGGUCUUAUUGUUAUUAUUUUGAAAUUCUUGCCUUGAAUUGCUCUUUUUGAAUUCUUCCCUUAAAUUGUUGUGUUGGAUUGCUUUCUUUACCGUUACUGACUUGCAUUGUUUUUCCUUUGAUUUUGAUCUCCCUGAUUAUUGCCUUGUGCUUAUGACUUUGAGUUUCUUCAGUCUUUGUAUCUUGAUUGGCUUGAUUACUACCCCUGAUGGUGUUUUCAAUAGUACUUUUAAUGGAAUGCAUGACACUAUCAUGGAGGAGCAAGGGAAACAAUGUGCUUUCUAUUCAAGCCAGAUCCUUUUCGAUUUUCAAUAACAUUUGAUUUUUACUUUCAAUUUAUCUGUAUGUCUAACUAAAAUUAAACAAUUUACUGAUUUAGAAAGAGAAGAAAAAGUUGUCAAAGCAACUGAAGCGCACAAAACAGAGGCUGGAGAAGGACAAGGCAAAGGUAGAAGAGAUAGAAAUCGAAUUAGCUGAAUGGGGAAAGCUGGUUGAGCUCGACAAAAUGGAAAAUGCGUACACUGAAUAUUGCAUUUUUCUUACACAUGAUAUUAUUUCUGCAGAAGAUGACGGUGACUUUGCGAGAGCUGAACUUCUUAAGCACUCUGGGAGUGUGUUGUUGGCCAAGAUGGAGGAGGAAAUACAAGCUUUCAAGAAUGCUGGUGGGAAUCGUGAGUGAGCAGUAUUUCUUAUAUAUCUUUGGUUUGGAUUGUACUAUGAUAUUUGAAGUAAUUCUCAGUGUUACCUCUUGGUACUUCUAGGUUUUAAUUUUCUGUUUCAUGACUUCAGUUUUACUGGAUUGCUGCUUAUGUUCUAUUGCAACUUCAUGACAAAUUAUCUAUGUCUUUAUUUACUUUUGGUUAGCUCUUCUCUGCUUCUUGUUGUUACUGUCAAACAGACAAUUAUCUCAUCUAGAUUGCCCUGUCCCUUAAUAAGGUGAUGCUAGAUUG
Molecule: messenger RNA, 1348 nt
Organism: Rubroshorea leprosula
Lineage: Eukaryota; Viridiplantae; Streptophyta; Magnoliopsida; Malvales; Dipterocarpaceae
Source: the annotation of a GenBank genome assembly